Messenger RNA from Bemisia tabaci, 1427 nucleotides. The record is from RefSeq and is a predicted model, not a curated record. NCBI's taxonomy places the organism in Eukaryota, Metazoa, Arthropoda, Insecta, Hemiptera, Aleyrodidae.
AUUGAAGUAGGUUAAGUUCAUUAAGUUCCAUUUUUAUUUUCCUAAAAUAGUUUAAAAAAAUGAUAUCUUCCUCUCUUGACCUCUUGUUUUGUUGUGCCUUUGUGCCCUGACAGUUGAACGUUCAUUUAUAUACUCAAGAUUUUGGGAAAAUCUUCGCAAACCAGGUGAAAAACAUGCCAACAGCAGAUAUGGAACUUCGACACUUGCCCCCUCAGAAUAGGACUGAGUUAAUUAGUAUCCUAGAAGUAAGAGACUCUUGGAGAUCUCUCAUUGAAAUUAUACCCCAAGAAGGUGCUGAGACUCCUAAAUUCACAGCCGAACAUGUCAGGUUGAUAGAAAACGCAAGCCUAGUGCAGAAACGAUCCUGCAGUGAAAUUCUCCUCGAAGAGUGGGGUACAAUGGGAAGGAAAAGACCUGACCUGGAGUUACUGUUGAAAUUAUUGACGAAAGCUGAAUUGCUGCGUGCUGCUGACUACAUUGCCUCAGUGAUUGGUUUGAACCCAGCAGCAAGACCCACCGAUGGACCAGCUGCACCAGUCUGCGUUUCCUCAGAAAUGAGAGUUAUUGCCCAUGAUAGUUCCUCCGUUGGGACCCGACCAGAAACUUCUACAGAAUCGGACUCUAGCCACUCAGAGCAGACGGUCAUAGAACGCAAACCAGAGUUCAAUGAUUGUAAUACGAACCCAACGGCUCAUCUUCAAGAAACUGAAGCAGUUGGAUGCAGCUUAUCCCCAGCUGAAUCCGACUUGCUGGUCCUGAAAUUCCGAGAACUGGAGAAAGCUACAGAUAACUUCUCCGAGGCAAACAAACUUGGAGAAGGAGCCUUUGGUGCUGUUUACGCUUGUGCCUUAGGAGAGAAAAAAGCUGCUGUGAAGAAGUUCAAUGAACAGGAAGAUGUCGAUCUGCAAGCUUUGUUUCUUAAUGAAAUACAGUCGCUGAAACGCUACAGGCAUAAAAAUCUGCUACCGCUACUUGGUUACAGUUGUGAUGUCCAGCUAUGUUUGGUGUAUGAAUUUAUGCCGAACGGUUGCUUACAGGAAAAGAUUGCUCUAAAGGAUGAAGGUAAAAUUUUAGGUACGGAUGAAAGAUUGCAAAUAGCUGUCGGUACUGCGGAAGGCAUCAACUAUUUGCACACUGCCUUUGACAAACCUUUAAUUCACAGAGAUGUCAAAUCUGCUAACAUUCUUCUAGAUGCUCAGCUAAUACCGAAGUUGGGAGAUUUUGGGCUUGUCAGAUCUAUCAGUUCAGGCACUUCAAAUCAAACAACUACCGCCAUUGGGACUUCAGCUUACAUGGCACCAGAAGCUUUUCGAGGUGACAUCUCAAUCAAAAUGGACACCUACAGUUUUGGUGUUGUAAGUUUUUUAUCAUUUCAACGUUUGUUAUUAGAAAGAAAUAUGGAUGGAUACCAUUUAUGUGUUUCAUAA